This is a messenger RNA of Tinamus guttatus (white-throated tinamou), 3493 nucleotides long. The record is from RefSeq and is a predicted model, not a curated record. NCBI's taxonomy places the organism in Eukaryota, Metazoa, Chordata, Aves, Tinamiformes, Tinamidae.
CCAGAGCUGAAAUACUGGAUAAGUGGCAGCAGAAAGCUUACGUCUGCAAUGUCAUCGUAGUCUCGUUAAGUGGCGUUUCAAAUGUGUGGAAUAUGCUACAUAAGUUGGCAACAAGUUUCCAGUGGGUGAAGGAAUUAAGCUGGGAAGCUACAGAGCAUUAAAGUGAUGCAUUUCAUGUGUGGUGGCAUCUUAUGUGCUGAACGUUUUAUCUGAAACUUUUCGUUAGCCCCACAUUUUUUUGACUUCCAAGGUGGAAGGGGUAGAUUCCUGGAUACUCCUGUGCCUACAGAAUAACCAAAAAUGAAGGAGGACAAUUGUUUACACGCCGCUCUCAUCUGCAUGGGCAUGCUGUAUUACAGCCAUGCCUUUGCUACAGAAAAAGUGACCCACGCACGGCCGUCACUUCAUGGUCACCAUGAAAAAGGGAAGGAAGGACAAGUUCUUCAUCGUUCAAAAAGAGGCUGGGUGUGGAAUCAGUUUUUUGUUAUAGAAGAGUAUACAGGACCAGAUCCUGUGCUAGUGGGAAGGCUUCAUUCAGAUAUCGAUUCUGGAGAUGGAAACAUUAAAUACAUUCUCUCAGGUGAAGGAGCAGGAAUCAUUUUUGUUAUUGAUGAUAAAUCAGGGAACAUCCAUGCUACAAAGACACUGGACCGCGAAGAGAGAGCUCAGUACACUCUCACAGCACAAGCUGUAGACAGGAACACUAACAGACCUUUGGAACCACCCUCUGAAUUCAUUGUUAAAGUUCAAGAUAUAAAUGACAACCCACCGGAGUUUCUUCAUGAAAACUACCAUGCCAAUGUGCCAGAGAGAUCAAAUGUAGGUACAUCAGUUAUUCAGGUAACAGCUUCGGAUGCUGAUGAUCCUACCUAUGGGAACAGUGCUAAGUUGGUUUACAGUAUUCUUGAAGGUCAGCCGUACUUCUCGGUGGAAGCUCAAACAGGAAUUAUCCGAACUGCCCUUCCAAAUAUGGACAGAGAAGCUAAGGAAGAAUAUCACGUUGUAAUACAGGCAAAAGAUAUGGGAGGACACAUGGGAGGCCUCUCAGGGACAACCAAAGUGACAAUUACACUUACAGAUGUCAAUGACAAUCCGCCAAAGUUCCCACAGAGUGUAUACCAGAUGUCGGUAUCAGAAGCAGCCGUUCCAGGAGAGGAAGUUGGAAGAGUGAAGGCCAAAGAUCCAGACAUUGGAGAAAAUGGCUUAGUAGCUUACAGCAUCAUUGAUGGAGAUGGAGUGGAUAUGUUUGAAAUUACAACAGAUUAUGAGACUCAGGAAGGGGUUGUAAAGCUUAAGAAGCUCUUAGACUUUGAAACCAAAAAGUCCUACAGCCUGAAGGUAGAGGCAGCCAAUGUACAUAUUGAUCCUAAGUUUAUCAGCAAUGGACCAUUCAAGGACACAGUGACAGUGAAGAUUUCUGUGGAAGAUGCCGAUGAGCCACCCAUAUUUUUAAAACCAAGUUAUAUUUUUGAAGUACAAGAAAAUGCAGCAUCCGGCACCGUUGUUGGAAAAGUACAUGCCAAAGACCCUGAUGCUGCGAACAGUGCUAUAAGGUAUUCAAUUGAUCGUCAUACUGACCUUGAAAGAUAUUUUACUAUUAACGCAGAAGAUGGCAACAUCAAGACAGUAAAAGCUUUGGACAGGGAAGAAAUUGCAUGGCAUAAUAUCUCUAUAUUUGGAGUUGAAGUCCACAAACAACACCAGGAAGCCAAAGUUCCAGUAGCAAUUAAGGUCGUUGAUGUCAAUGACAACGCUCCAAAGUUUGCAGCAGCCUACGAAGCGUUUGUUUGUGAGAAUGCCCGAAGCAAUCAGCAAUUUAUUACAAUUACUGCUGAUGACAAGGAUGACUCGGCCAACGGACCAAGAUUUAUUUUCAGUUUACCACCUGAAAUUAUUCAUAAUCCAAAUUUUACUCUCAGAGACAACAGAGAUAACACAGCAAGCGUUUUUGUUAGGCGUGAAGGAUUUAGUCGCCAAAAGCAAGAUUUAUACCUUCUCCCUAUUGUCAUAAGCGAUGGUGGACUCCCGCCCAUGAGCAGCACCAACACCCUCACCAUUCGGGUCUGCGGCUGCGACAGCAACGGCUCCUUGCUCUCCUGCAACGCUGAAGCCUACAUCCUCAACGCUGGGCUAAGCACGGGAGCUCUAAUUGCCAUUCUUGCUUGCAUUGUGAUUUUGUUAGUCAUUGUAGUGCUGUUUGUAACACUGAAAAGGCAGAAAAAAGAACCUUUGAUUGUGUUUGAAGAAGAAGAUGUCCGAGAGAAUAUCAUUACUUAUGAUGAUGAAGGUGGCGGAGAGGAAGACACGGAAGCUUUUGACAUAGCUACUCUGCAGAACCCUGAUGGCAUCAAUGGAUUUAUUCCUCGUAAAGACAUAAAGCCUGAGUAUCAGUAUAUGCCAAGACCAGGGCUUCGGCCAGCUCCCAAUAGCGUUGAUGUUGAUGAUUUCAUCAACACGAGAAUACAAGAGGCCGAUAACGACCCAACUGCUCCUCCCUAUGACUCUAUUCAGAUCUAUGGCUAUGAAGGCAGAGGCUCAGUGGCUGGUUCACUUAGCUCCUUAGAGUCAGCGACAACAGAUUCUGAUUUGGACUACGACUAUCUACAAAAUUGGGGACCUCGAUUUAAGAAACUUGCAGACUUGUAUGGCUCCAAAGACACUUUCGAUGAUGAUUCUUAACAAUAAAGUUUCAGAUUUGGCCUUAAGAACUGUGUCUGAUGUUCUGAAGAAUCCAGAAGAAAUGUAAGCAGGUAUUUUUUUAAAAAUCAAGAGAAGUCUCAUUUAAACAUUUAAGUUUGACAGAGAGGAUUCAUUUGCUAGAAAAAGGACAUAAAAGUGGUAAAUACUGUGAAGUACCUUCUCCUAUAAAAGGCAGAUGCGGAAGUUGGCCAUCGACUUCACUAGAGGAAAAACCCACUUACGAAAUAAAAAAUAUUUAAAUGAAGGAAAAUGCUAAAAGUGAACCUACAAAUAAGGGAAAUCUUUUAUGUGUUAUGAACAUCGAAAUCUUUUAUGUCAAAGAAGCUUCCACAAAUUAGAAAAGAUAACAGUUCUGAGCUGUAAUUUCGCCUUAAACUAUGGACACUCUAUACGGUAGUGCAUUUUUAAACUUGAAAUAUAUAAUAUUCAGCCAGCUUAAACCCAUAUGAUGUAUGUACAGUACAAUGUACAAUUAUUAUGUCUCUUGAGCAUCAAACUUGUUACUGCUGAUUCUUGUAAAUCUUUUUGCUUAUACUUUCAUCUUGAACUAAUACGUGCCAGAUAUAAAAACUCUGUCUUGUUGCAGUGGGAGGCGCCCUAUUUCUAUGUCAUUUUUAAUGUAUCUAUUUGUACAAUUUUAAAAUUCUUAUUUUAGUAUACAUGCAAAUAUCAGUAUUCUGACAUGUAAGAAAUGUUACAGCAUCACACUUAUAUUUUAUGAACAUUGUACUGUUGCUUUAAUAUGUGCUUCAAUAUAAGAAGCAGACUUUGAAAUAAACUGAUUCUUUUUUAA